Cladocopium goreaui is the source of this 4992-nucleotide messenger RNA. Lineage: Eukaryota; Dinophyceae; Suessiales; Symbiodiniaceae. The record is from the annotation of a GenBank genome assembly.
AUGGACGUCUUCCUGGCACGAGGCUGUGGCACCCUGACCGUUGAACUCGCACCGGGAGUGUACGGGAAGGAACUUUUCCACGCGGGGAAAAGGGUGGCAAAUCACGCUCGCCAUAUGCUGCACUUGAUCAAAUGGCCGGUGCUGAUGACCAACAGGGUCCUACUUGGCAUCGCUGGUCUGUGGUGGGGUGGCAAAGACACCUAUACCUUGCACGCAAGUGACUGCGUUACCGCUCGGUCCGAGCAGUUGGACAGUUGGAAUCCGUCCUCCGACAACAAGAUCGAAAAUCGCAUGAGACCACCAGGAGUCUUCAACACUUGGCUCAGGCACGCGGAAAACUCAGUUCGCGUGUUUGGAUCCUGCUAUGGUACAGAGCAUAUCCAAGAAAGGCUCGAUUGUCUCCAAGCCCUGAAGGAGGCCCAUGAAGAAGACGAGCAUGCCUUCCCAGCUGCCUACUGCAUCGAGCUCUUUGAGGAACUUGUCGCGGCUUGGUGCGAAGAACUGCGAGAAAGCAGAAGGAAACUCUGCUCUCUGCUGGGGACCGAAAAUCCACGGCUUGAAGACCUGAAGCUGCUAGCUUUGGCGCCGGGAGCGGAUGGGCAAGCAAACUUCCAGUUUCCAAGCAUAUGGGAUCUGGGCGACCCGAACGGAUAUUACCAGACAGUUGUGGUACCCAGGCAGCAAAGGCAAAUGUCGAGGCUGCUCCACAAGCAGCUGCACGACCACAACCUCAAGCAGAAGAAGACAGCUGGUCCAGCUGAAGAUGAAGAGCCAAGGACAGGGAAAGCCCCAAAGCUUAACCUGAAAGACAAAGAGGCCGAUGGAUAUGCGGGCGGCAGCAUGAAAUCAGCCUACCCAGCUGGAAAACGGCUUACACAAGGAGAAGCUUCACGGUCCGUGGAGCACGCACCUAAGGAUCCCAAGACCAACAAACCUAUCUGCUGGGAUGCGGCCACACACAUGGGAUGCACAAGAGGCGACAAGUGCCAGCACGCGCACGAGCCUUUGCCGGGAUUGGCCAAACUUGACUACACAGUUGCCAUGCAGGUCAUUCGAAGAGGAGGACUCAAAGGUGGGCCGAAAAUCGAUCCCAAAGAGGUCGACGGAAGGGUCGCUCAGCUGCGAACCCAGGCAGCGGCGGAUAAGGCCGACAAGAUCCAACCUAGCAAGAAAGCGAAAGUCAAGCCCAAGCCAAAGGCCAAAGCUGGGAAGGAAGCUGAGGGUAAAGCUGAAGAAGACAAGGUUGGGAACACCCAGUGGGUCGCACCUGAAGACUAUGAUAUCCCUCUGACCCAUCUCGAGACUGACUUGCAAGAGGCGGUUCAGGGCCCAGAUGAGGGCUGGCUGCGAAUACCCUCACAACCCACUGAGCAAGAAGCCGCUCCGGCUUGGGAUGACCAGAGCCAAGAGGAGCGGGAAAGGCUGAAACGAUGGAAGUCGCUGGAGGAGAAAGGGGUUCUGGCGGCCUUGGAGUCGCCCACGGAUUAUCUCAGGUCCCAUGUGAUUGCACGCAUGAUGGCAGCACAAGAUGAAGGAUAUGAACUGGAGCUGAACCGGUGUCUCGAAGAUGCGGCAGAACAUGGACAUCCCGCGCUCUCUAAGGAAGCCGGACGUCAACUUGAGCUCCUCAAGCACGAGCCAAAAGCGGGUCACCAAGCGGAUGUCGAAUUUACGCCCAUCACAUGGGACGAGGGUAUUGGUCAUGGCCUGUUGAACUUUCAAGGAAACUUGUCGCAUAUCGGCUCAGUCACGGUCCGUGACUACCAGGAUCGCUUGAACGCAAAAGACAGCGAGGUCCCACUGCAAGACGGGCAGUUGGAAGAAGAGCGCCAAUGCCUGCCUCUUCAUGUGGGUGUCGGGUUAGCGUUGGCCGAUGAUCCAUCUGUAGAACUACGAGAGGCCGUAGCCAGAGCCAACCAGUUGAGAAAACAUCUCUGGGAUGAAGCAGUGGAGGCUCACGCACACCUUGGCGAUCCGCCAGCGUGGAUACCUGAGGGCGAGCACUUCUUGCGUCAAAACAAAGACUACCGCGCCUUGCAAACCCUCACAGGAUCCAUGCUGCAAGGAUACACGUUGGCGGUCCUCAGGAUUUCCUAUUUUGGUCGGUUGGAGGUCGACUUGCUCCACGGAGAUGAUGCUGGCAAUGGGAAGCUAGUUUUCGUUACCAUCCACCGGGGGCAUAUGCGCCUGCUUCUUCCACAACAGCCCCAGCAGCUGUUGGAUCACCUGAGGACUGCAGACAAGGUCACCAGGGAACUUCAGGUUAAACAUUGGAGGGUGAUCUUGGACCAGAGCAAAGUGGAGGAUCAGAUGGUUCCAGCCAAGUCCCCCGCCUGCACAAGAUGCCAGCAACAGCAGCAAAGGCCUUAUCGUGUUGGUGAAGGAUUCCCGUUGCCACCGGCUUCAUUUGAGUCCUGCUUGCAGGAUGAUCCACAGGCUCUUCAAAACAGCGGGGUGCCUCUGCGAAAAAGGCUCGCCUUCGCCUAUGGGCCAAUUGGUCAAGAGGUGUACGCUGGAUGGGCAGGAUGGACCAAGGGGCUUCAGUACCAGGGGAUCCCGUGCGGAGAACCCAUUGAAUACUAUGAGGACCCGAUCGAGCAAAAGGGCUUUAAGCCGCAGCAUGAUACCCGUGACCCGAAGGUCCGAGAACGAUUGCUGGGAUUAGCUGGUGCUCCACCAGGGCCCGAUGUCCCCAACACUUGGCAGCUUGGAGUCGUUUGUACUUCCUUCUGCGACCACCAGCUGAAGAACGGUGGCAGCAGGACCUGGCAACGCCCACAAGGCGACGGCACUCGUCCCUCUGAAGUUCAAGGAAAUGAAGACGCAGAGUUCGCAGCCGAACUUUGUACGGUUCUGGCGGACAACGGAAGAGUCUUCGUAUUGGAGAGUAGCGCGCCGUCGGGCCGCUACCCCAAGAUAUGGGACCUGCCUUGUAUGCAGAGGCUCCGCCGCCGCACCGGCGCAAAAAUUGUCUCUAUGGCUAUGUGCGCUUGGGGUCUGGGACCGCCUGAGACGAGGAGGGCCUGUUUCAUCGCAAGCAUUCUUGGUGGCUGGUCUCCCCAGAACUCUACCCAUGGGCCUUGUUAUUCCUUGGUAGGCAGUGCCCAGGAUCCAAUUCCUCAAGUACCUCUCACUCGACUGGCACAGCAAUACGCACCAGCUUUGUGUGCAGCCUGGGGUCUGGUAGUCCGAGCAGCCUUUGAAGAAUGGAGCUGGACAACAUAUCUGCAAGAGCACAGCGUGCUCAAAGCCCUAGAGAAAUGUUGGACCGAACUGGGCGCACCCCCUUGGCCGGCUGAUCCAGCCAAUACUUUGGAGCGAACACUUGGCCAACAUUUGGCACCGGUGGUUGCUGGCCAAGCGGAUGGACCAGGCCUCCCACAUGGCUAUGUUCAGGAUGCGGGCUCCAACAGAUGGUCUACCCUUGUACGUUUUCAAGCUGAGGGGCAGGGCACAAGGGCAGGCAGCGUCGACGACGCCAAUGGCCAAAGCACUGCUGAGAAAUACUUGGAGGUAUGCCAGAGUGCUUACAGCAAGGAGGCAGUGAGAAAAGCCACAGAGGCAGGAAAUGCGUUGUUGAGGGCCGCCGGCUCGGUGCCAAGAGCAGCUGAAUUAGUCAACAAAGCGAGGCUGAGGAAGUAUGGGGAACACUUCCAGAAGGCAAAGGAAGGAGCAUUGAAAGGGCUCAGCCCCCUACACAAGCAAUACUUGAAAGACUGUGUGCUCAAGGGCGUGCCCAGCCGAGCUAAGAGUACCCCCAAGAGAGAGAAGGCCCGAAACCACGGCUCCGUCAGGGGGCACGAGGAAGAGAUGCUGCAGAAGGCAUGGAAAGACGCAUCUUAUGGGGCGGUACUUCUGUGUUCCACAGAGACCGAGGACCAAGAAGAAAAUCGGCAAAUCGACCAGAUACUGACCGAGAGCAAGGUGGCCGAGAGCCCUCUCGGCCGAGUGCCCAAGCAAAACCCCGACAGAACCAUCUCAGCGGAAGGUCGUCCCAUCAACGAUAUGCGAGCCAGGAAUGCUUCGGGCUCCAAAUACGACCACCCACCCGCCGCUCAGCCUAGGCACAGAGCAGUGGUCAGGCAAAGCCUUUGGUGGAGGGUGCGACACCCGAAGGUUCCACAGAGGUGUGCGAAACGCGAUGUGCCAAGGGCUUUCAAGUGGCACUUCCUCAAGCCGGGCGAUGUCCCUGAAUUCUGCACGAGGAUUCUAGGUGUGCUGAUCCUGAGUCUGGUGAUGGUGUUCGGUUGGGUAGGAGCGCCAGGGGAGUUCGUGAUAUGGGCCACCGCAGCCCAAAAGCACCACGGGUCGUUCCGACCAUGCCAUCCUCAAUUCAACGAUGUGGUUCCCUACACCAGCCGAUGGCUGAUAGAUGACGGCGUGGUGGUAGAGCCACUAGUGGGGAAUAGGAUCCAGAGAUCCCUGUCAGCAAUGGAUGCAGCUAUGGUAUCAGUCUGGGGCCCUGGAGCCAUCAAUCUCGACAAGCUCGCCGAAGAAGGCACCCCGGCAAAAUCCCAGCUCCUGUGGGGCCUCCACCUAGACUUUGAAGAACAGGUUGUGGUCCUCCCGGAACCGAAGCGAAUAAAGGCGAAGUAUCUCCUAAGAGAGCCUCAGCUUCAAAGGGGGUGCCAACGAUUUCUACAUCAAGUCAUGGGAAGGUCCAUAGGUGGGGUCAGACAAAGGUUGUCAGCCAUUCGUUAUGCACAUGUUGCGGCAGGAUACCCUGAUCCACUGGUCGGGCGACCUCGGUUGUGGGCAGCGGUUGCGGGUCUACAACGUUGGGAAGGUGCCCCAAAACGAAAGCUCCCUGUUACCCCCAACAUGUUGCGAUGGUUGGUCCAGCACUUGAAAAGUAGCGGUUUAUCAGUUGUCGAUCAAACCAUGAUCAAAGGAGCCCUUCUUACAGGUUGGUUUUUCAUGAUGCGGGCCAGUGAACUCUUGCCCAGUAUCAAUGGAGAAGACCCCAUGAAUAGGGCGCUCCGCCCAGCUGAU